Molecule: messenger RNA, 5880 nt
Organism: Pocillopora meandrina
Lineage: Eukaryota; Metazoa; Cnidaria; Anthozoa; Scleractinia; Pocilloporidae
Source: the annotation of a GenBank genome assembly
AUGUCAUCAAAGCAUGUAUUCACUGAGGAAAUGGUUGGUUUUGAUCCAGGUCGUGAAGAGAAGAAGAUAUCUUCAACCCAGUAUGGAAUGUGUGGUUCUGUGUCUGGGCUGGUAACUCGGCUGGUGGUUCAACCGUUCGAUGUCCUUAAAAUACGAUUUCAACUUCAGAUUGAACCUACAUCCAAGGUGAUGAAUUAUUUCAUGAAGGCUAAGUAAGUUUCUGUUAGUUUUAUUCCAAGAAAGUGGCCAUACCAAAGAUCUGAGCAAGCUCAUCUUCCUGUUGCAUCAGGCCAUCAGCUAUGUGAUACCUCAAGUGGCCCAAGCUCCUAUGAGGAACCAUUUGUGUUAAAAAUUUAAAUCGUCAGUGAUAAUACUCAAUCGUUAGUGCCAAUUAUAAAUUGUAAAUGCAAAUCAAUUUAUUUUCCGUUCUUAAAUGGUCAGUUGCUAGUGCAGAACCUCAAUCGCUUGUGUUGUUGCACCAAACGCCGUUGUUUGACCUCAAUCAAAAGCGCUAAUAAUAAAUCGCUUGUGUUCCGAGGCAGAUCGAAAGCGCUAAACAUCAAUCAUAGGUUUUUGGCCAAAUUCUCAAUAACAAAAUACCACGCCUUACCUCCAAGUGCAUCGCUUGUGGUCUGAAAGUUAACUAUGUUGAAACGAGGCCACUCAAGCGAGUUAUCCAUUUCUAGGUUUCCUACUCCUAAGAGAGGCUGGAGCUUGGGCUGCCUGUGGGAUUUUUCGCUUCUCGGAUCGGGCGUGUGCAGCGUUGUCUUUCACUUAUGUAGUAAACUUAUACCCCAUUCACACCAGCAAAACAUGUUUUGUUAAACUGGUUUUCAUUGAAUGAAAAUUAGAAACAGAGAACUGAAAAACUUGAUUUUCCAUUGGGUUCAAGUACUUGCUAACUUGCAUUUCCAAUGUGCUACAUUCAAGUCAAAAAUAUUCGGCUAAAUAGUUUCUAUGAAGAAAAAAAAAAUUAAACUGUGUUUAACAAAACAACUUUUAAACAUGUUUAAGCUUUGGUGUGAAUGGGGCACUAGAAAUAGGUAACUUGCUAAAAUGGGUUAUUUUCAACAUAGUAAGCGGUCAGGCAACAAGGGAUGCAUUAUGGAAGUAAGGUGAGGUGUUUUUAUUGAGAAUUUUGAAUGUCACUACUGUAAAAUGAAUGUUUAUCUCUGUUUUAUCUCUGUGAUAGAAAAUAACCACAGGUAAAUACUCAGGAAUAUGGCAAGCAUUCAAACUUAUUUAUAAAGAGGAGGGAUUUACUUCACUUUGGUAAGCAAAUUGCCAGUAUGCAUUCUCAAGUUAAAAAUGUUAAUUGUGUUUAUGUUGUGGUUCAGUUUUCUCCUUGGUUUGAGCCAUAAUUUUUUUGUCUCAAACUCAUCAUUGUACAUUAAACACACCUGAAAGUAACUGAGGAAAAUAUAAUUUGGAAAUGUUCCAUGGAUAAAAUUGAGUAGCAUAUAGAGUUUUAGAAGAGCUAUGUUUGAAAAGUAAGAACAUAUCAAUAAUUACCCUAUAACAAUAGUAGUCAUCUGUCUGUCUUCAAAAGACGAUGGAGUAGUGUUAGUUGGAUUUGAUGCGCAUCUUUAUGAGUGGCUAUAGAGGUGUGACAUGUGAAAACAGACACUUGCUGAGGUGUUGCUGAUAAAUGCCUUCCUCCUGUGUCUCGUUUAAGUGAAAUGUUCAGUCCUCGUCUUCUCAGCUUCAAGUAUACCUUGCUGUAUAACAUACAUGAAUUCAGUAAUGAACGGUUAUCUAUUUAAAUUGUAACAGGAAAGGGCAUGUUCCUGCUCAAGCUCUAUCAGUUGUUUAUGGAUAUGUUCAGGUUAGCUUUAACCAAUAUUCUUUAACAAGUUUUUUUACUAGUAAAUAAGAAUACUAAAAGUUUAUUGUGAUGUUCUUUUUCUUUUUAAUCCAGUUCACUGCUUUUGAAGCCAUUACAGAGGUUAUGUGGAGAGUAAAUCCUAGAUGUACAGAUCAGAAAUGGAAACCAGGUUAAAUUUUUUUGUGCUUUUCUUAAAACUCUUAGAAUUCCUAAGGCGUUCUUAUGAUAAAGGUAUAAUUUACAUCACAUCAUCAGUUUGUUUGUUAUUCCAAGUUACCAACUACAAUGGUAAGCAAGCUAUGCACUGGUUUAAUUGAACAUAUCUUUGUUUAUUUUAUUUUUUUUUACAAUACAGUGACACAUUUUGUAUGUGGAGGGCUUGCUGGAUGUCUUUCAUCAACAGUAGCACAACCUUUAGAUGUUUUACGAACAAGGCUUGUGGCACAAGGAGAACCUAAAGUAACAAAUAUUUCCAUUUUUUCUUGUCUAUUUUCUUCAUGAUCACACCCUUUAAAUCAGCUUCAUAAUGGCCAACUAUUUGCUGUUUGCCUGUGGUCGUUUUCACCCUUUUGAACAUUUUAAUUUUCUCCUUAUUUACCCUCUCAUUUAUCCAAAUAUAUAGGUUUACAAGAAUCUUGUCCAAGCUGCUAGUAAGAUGUAUGCUAAAGAGGGGAUCAGAUCAUUCUAUAAAGGUAAAAACCUCACAGGUUAUGUUGUGAUGUAUACUGUAUGAAAUAAUAUUAUAUUCACCAAGUAAACAACUGUCUUAGUCAAUAUAAUUUGACACUUAGUAGCAACUAGGAUGUAAUAUCUCCUCACAAUAUCACCCUAGAAUCACACAACAGUGUGACAAGAAUGAAGGAAAUGAUCACCAACUAAUGCUCUUGAUUGUUAGACAAAUUCUUUUUGUCAGUACCCUAUGUAACAUAUGUAGAACAGUAUGGAAGAUAUGCAAACUAACAUGGUGUACUCUCGGCCUAUCUAAUCUGAUCAUAUUAAAGUAUUACUGCAUGGCCCUUACUGUUCUUCUUUCAAUAUUUGCUACCCUAUUCUUCACACUGAUUAACACCUACAUUAUUUUUUGCUAAUUCUUAGGAAUUUGUGCUUACAAAAAGUAAAAGGAACUCUUUGAUGAAAAUCAUUUUUUAAAUCUUGUGACCAAUCUACUUCAUGGUGUAUUGAAUUGUGAGGAUAAUUUCAUUCCUAGGAAACAAAGUGUCUGGGUAUUGCCAGUCAGAAUGAUUUCCACAUGCAUUAUCAAGGUAAACGAGUUGUUUUCAUCAUAGAAUUAUCAACACUUUCUCUUUGUCUUUUCAGGACUUGUUCCUACUCUAGUGCAGAUUUUCCCUCAUGCCGGGCUUCAAUUUGGCUUUUAUUCAUUUUUCAAGACCCUUUGGGAAAUCUCAUUUGGGGUUAAGGUAUGCUGGUGUUAUUGUUGUAGAUUAGAAGUGUUUGGAUGUUCAACGAUCAAAUGUUACUUCUGCUUAUUUAGGGUAAAUACAACUUGUUUACAAUUGGUUAUGUGGAGAAUUUUCCAUGGAUGCAUACUUGGUUUUUUCUGAGCCUAUCAGGUCUUGUCUAUAAGUUUGCAAUUUUACUCAAUAGGGAUGUUCAAAAUAAAUCAGUUUGAAAAAAAAAAUUGUUUGGGGUGUUCUCUUUAGCCAUGCAGCCAGCUGUUAAUUUGCUCAGUGGAUUAAGAACCAAGAUGCUGCUUGAUAAGUAAAGAACAUCUUUAAUUAUUAUUUGAUAAUCAGACGAUUUAAGAAGUCAAAUUUAUAUCUAAUAUUAUUAUAUAUAUUUCCUUCUUGGCAUCUUCAAGUAGAAAAAAAAUUUUCUAUGCAAAUGAUCAUUAUUAUUAUUAGUGUUACAGUACCCCUCAAAAUAAUGCUAUCCAACAGAAAGUUAUUACUUUCAUGUUUAGUGUCUGAGCUAACAAAUUGUUCUGUUUGGAAGAAGUUUAUUAGUUCUUCUAAGAUGUAAAAUAUGUGUUUUACUACAGAGACAAGAUCCUUACAAAGCUACAGGGGUCAAUGAAAGUCUUGUUUGUGGAGCGUUAGCAGGAAUUUUUAGCAAAGGGACUAUUUAUCCUCUAGAUAUGGUGAAAAAGAGAUUACAGGUGUGGUGAUGUAAAUACUCAACUUUAAUUAAUGCUAGAACAUUUUAGAAGUAUGGGUGACUUUGGUUGAAUUUCAAUUUGGUUUUAUCAAAUGAGUUUAUAAUGAAAAUUUUAAUCCCCCCACCAAUGCAGCACCGUAGUUUCCUAACCCUUUUACUCCCAAGAUCUAAUAGUUAAUUCUCCCAUCUAGCAUCUACGCAUUUCCUUGUAAAUAAGUUAGAAGAAUUUGGUGUUACACUGCAGAUCAAGACAACAACUUCUAUUUAAUAAGUUUCAAUAUUCUCAUUACCUGUUUGCUGAAUAGUGUACAGAUGUCAUAGGGAGAUGUUAAUCACUUUUUCAAACUUACCUCCUUUAUUUAUUUCUGUUUACAUGUACAUGUUGUAUGGAAACUUGUGGGAAUGUUGGGUACAGUGUUUGUUUGCCGUUAACCCAAAACCUUCAUUUACUAAAGGUGUUGGGCUAGCGACUUACAAAAUCUGUAGGAUGCUAUGCCAGUUGAAUCUUACCUGAAUACUAACUGUGACUCAAACUACUUGCUUCUUUGGUAGAUGCAAUCACAAGUUAUCAUAAGAUUUCCUUUGCAUGUCAUUUCAUGAUUUAUUAAUUUUAAAUUCUUGUCACUCUCAUGGUGUGUUUUCAAGCGUACUAUAUCAUUAAUUUGUAUUACUUUAUGUAAAGCAUUUAUUCAUUUUAACUUGUAUUGAGAUUUUCACAAACUGGCAUACAUUUUAAAGUUAACUGCUUUUAAUUACUUUGUUUGAUCUUGUGUUAUUUUGAAAUCUUAUUUUGUCAUUUGGUCUAAGAAUGAUGAAACCUUAUCUUACAGAUGGUAUCUUCUAGAAACCUCAGCUUCUGUUUUGACAGAAAAGAAUUGAUUGAUUGAUUUUAGAUCUUUGUAAUUGUACCCUCUAGCUGAUGUAAAUUUUGCUCUUGUGAAAUAAAUAUUUCAUAAUUUUAAUUUUUGCUUUUGUUGUUUUUUUUUUCCGCUACUAAAGAUACAAGGAUUUCAAGAAGCAAGGGAGACAUUUGGAAGAGUUCAGAAAUAUAAUGGCAUGUUAGACUGCUUCAGGAUUAUUCUUAGGGAAGAAGGUGCUUUUGGUUUUUUCAAAGGACUGGCUCCAAGUACACUUAAGGUGAGAAGGAUGCAGCCAUUAUCUCUUUACUCAUAUGGGACCUCUCUCCAUCCAGGAGAAUGACUGGGUUGCAGCAAAUUAACAGCAAGGCUUGUGGAAAUGCUGAAGGGUAACUUGAGGUGGAUUAGCAUACCACCAGAAGAAGUAAAAUACCACCAGUUGCUUCAUGCUAAGCAAACCAUAAUUAACUCUUAAACUCCCAAGAUCUCAUUAGUAAUUCUCCUUACUGUCUGCCAUACAGUUCUUGUCAUGUUAGUUUUGAGAAAUCGGUGCUAGAUCAGCUAAUAAUCCUCUAACUGAUAUUUUUCUUUAUUCUCAUCACUUGUCUACUUGAUAUUGUACUGAUAUUGUAAGGAGAAAUUCUGUCUUGGUCAUUUUUGGGAGUUAAAGGGUUAACUCUUAGACCCCUAAGAGUGACUAGCUUCUAAUUUCUCCUUAUAAUAUCACCCCUGAAUCAAACUUGAAGGAAAUGAUUGCUAACUAGAGCCACUCCUGACUAUUAAACAAAUUCUCCUUGUCAGCACCUUAUGUAAUAUAUUGAGGACAGUAUGAAGAAUACACAUACUGAUCUUGGGGUGUAAAGGGUUAACUCUGGCCAGAAAGGGUCCUUAGUUCCUAGGCAAACUCUACCUUACAACAAAAUAUCUUGUUUGUUCUAUUCCAGGCUGGUUUGUCUGUGGCACUCAUUUUCUGUACCUACGAACAAUGCAUUAUGCUUGUGAGAGAAUACUUGCAUGAUGACAAUACACUGGAAUCAACCAGAUGACACCAAUAGGGUGACCAAAUACUAGACUGAAUGCUCU